Lentinula edodes (shiitake mushroom) is the source of this 2350-nucleotide messenger RNA. RefSeq lists its product as uncharacterized. The coding region runs from base 116 to 2197 and encodes 693 amino acids. NCBI's taxonomy places the organism in Eukaryota, Fungi, Basidiomycota, Agaricomycetes, Agaricales, Omphalotaceae. The transcript has 23 exons. The record is from RefSeq and is a predicted model, not a curated record.
CCGUCAUAGUAUACGCUAGGCGCAGGCUGUGCACUAUUUUUUUCAUCACGAUCCGGCUUUGGUUUAACUCUCUCUCUAAGUCAUACCUUCAUCACUCCCUUUGUAACGGUCAACCAUGGUUGUGACCUGGAUCCUCACUCUAUCCGUAACUCUGACGUUGCUCGCAUUCCCUGUAGCGUCCGAUUGGACGUCUACACCUUUCAAUGCACCAUCGUAUCCCCUUGCGGUGCGGACUCCGUACCUUUCUGCUUGGUUCCCUUCCCCAGAAGGUGGCGUGGCAUUGAACCAAGCGUGGCCCGAAUUUUGGACAGGAGCAACUUUAGGAUGGGCCGGUUUCGCGAAAGUAGACGGGGUUGCCUAUAGCUUCUUGGGUGAAAGUAGCGUGACGAAUUUUACGAAAGCUACUCAAGUUAGCGCAGAAUUCACCUCAACGCGGUCAAUUUUCGUGCUUUCUGCAGGACCUGUGGACCUCACUGUAACAUUCCUUAGUCCCAUUGAGCCCGAGGACCUCGUAAAACAAUCUUUUCCGUUUUCUUACCUUUCUGUUUCUGCAUCUUGUAGCGAUGGGUCGUCGCACAGUGUUUCUGUCUACACUGAUAUAACCGGAGAGUGGCUUGCCACCGACCAUACGGCAGCAAUAAACUGGACCACUACUACAGGAGAUGUCUUAACACACCAGUCGCAGCUGAAAAACCAGACAGAAUACACUGAAGGUGACGGCCGAAUUUUGCAGGGUUCCAUGUUUUACUCGACGAGAAAUGUCGAUGGCGCAACCUAUCAAACAGGUUCAAGCACGGUCGUUCGCUCUUAUUUCAUCAGUAAUGGCAAGCUCGCCAACACUCGAGAUACCAAUUAUCGGGCAAUAGAUAACGAUUGGCCGGUAUUCGCCUUUGCCCGUUCACUUGGCCAAGUAACGAAAGACACACCUCAAUACGCAGUGUUUUCUGUUGGUCAUGUUCGCGACCCAGUGAUCAAAUACAUCCAGAAUAACGGUGUCACUUUCGAAGGCCGCAGCUACUACUUUUGGAGCACUUACUCAACGAUCUCCGGCGCAAUAACUGCCUUUCUCUCCGACUAUUCUGAAGCAUUGUCGCGAGCGAAGGCCCUUGAUGAAAAACUUCAAACUGCAGCAUCUUCAAUCUCGUCAGAUUACGCAGAUAUCGUCGCUCUUUCUAUGAGACAAACCUUUGGCGCUACAGAAUUGACAAUAUCCGGAUCUCCCGGUGCUUGGAAUACAGACGACGUGCUCAUGUUCAUCAAAGAGAUAUCUAGUGAUGGUAACGUUAACACGGUCGAUAUCAUAAUGCCGGCUUGGCCAGCCUUUAUGUACUUGAACCCAAAGCUUGGAGAGUACCUGUUGUUACCCCUCUUGCAAUAUCAGGCUACAGGCCAAUAUCCCAAUGAAUGGGCCGUACAUGAUCUCGGUGCUCAUUACCCGAUUGCCAACGGUCACGACCAGGGCUUAGACGAGAAGAUGCCCAUAGAAGAGUGCGGAAACAUGAUCAACAUGAUGCUGGAUUACACCCAAAGGACGGGUGAUGCUUCAUUGGUGAAGGCCUAUCCCAUUCAUCUCAACCAAUGGGCAGAAUAUCUUGUUGCAAAUACUCUGUUUCCUGCGAAUCAACUGACAACCGUCGACUUCGAUGGGCCACUUCCAAAUCAGACAAACCUUGCAAUAAAAGGCAUCAUCGGUAUUCAGGCCAUGUCUGUCAUCUCCAGGAAAUAUCUCGAUGACGCUGGAUCCGCAGACUCGUACAGCUCUACAGCUGCUUCCUAUCUGAAAACAUGGCAAAAAUACGGGAUAAGUUCAGAUGACACCCAUGUCGUUUUAGAGUACGGGAAUCAGACAAGCAACGUUUUGGCGUUCAACCUUGCAAUGGAUAAACUUCUCGGUCUUAAUUUCAUUCCUGACUCUGUGUACUCCCUGCAAUCCACCUACUACGAAAACCACUUGGCGAAAUAUGGAUUCGCUCUCGACAGUAGAAGUACCUACACAUCGUCAGAAUGGAUGAUUUGGACGGCAAUGACUACCUCGACCUCCGUUAGAGACAGCUUCAUCAAAGCUAUACACAACUGGGUCUCAAGUGGAAAAUCCAAGACUCCGUUCACGGACAGAUUUGACGACGCCACGGGCUCCAGCAGCGCAAACAAAAACCGGCCUGUGGUUGGGGGAAACCUUGCAUUGCUUAUUCUAUAAUCAGAUGCAUGGGCUUAACCUCCCUUUAAGAACCCUUAUCCAUAUAUUUAUUGAUACACAUCGCUCCUUGUAACACGUUCUUUUGAACUCAAACAUUCUUUUUGAAUUAACUGCGUUUGAUAUGGCCAGCUUUGACACACCCUCCGGCAAUAU